Molecule: messenger RNA, 2227 nt
Organism: Sphaeramia orbicularis (orbiculate cardinalfish)
Lineage: Eukaryota; Metazoa; Chordata; Actinopteri; Kurtiformes; Apogonidae
Gene: nptxra
Product: neuronal pentraxin receptor a
Exons: 5
Coding region: 315-1961 (548 amino acids)
Source: RefSeq, a predicted model, not a curated record
UUGAAUACCGAGGACAUGCGCGCUGAACAGGAGGAGGAGGAGGAGGAGGUGUAACACAGACUGGCUCCUUCUGAUGUUCUGUGUUGACUCCAUGAUCACUCAAUUAUGGUGCGGGUCGUUUGUUCUUGUGGGAAAAAGCAAAAGUGAGGGGUCUUUAUCUGCAUUUAUAGGGAAGAAAAUAGUCUGUGAUCUUUUUUGAUGUUUUUGGAGCUUGAAGUUUCUUCCCGAACCUUAGAGAUAUCAUUAGAUUUUUCUAAUCAUUGACAGCCCCCGCCGCCACCCUGAAGUUCAUUGUUAUUAUUCUGGCCGCCGGGAUGGUGGCCUUCAUCGGAGCGGUUAUCUGCAUCAUCGCCGCCGUCCACACCGGAUCCUCCAGGGCUGCCGCGGCUCAACAACAACCAGCGACCGACAACCAUUCGCUGUAUCCGGACACCGCCGCGCAGACUCCCGCCGCCGGAGGCUCUGUGGCCCGUGCGGGGUCUCUGGGCGCUCUCCAUGGUUCUGAAACACCCGACUCCGAGGCGCCUACCUUUAACAUCGGGUUCGGGGGGUUGGACGGGGUCACUGGACUGACCGGGCAUGACCCGACCGUCAGUCGGCUCAUCUGUACGCCGAUCCCCGCCGGGGAGUGCAACCCAAAAAACUUUCAGCAACAAGCGGAUGACCCUUCGCUUUACGCGGGUGAAGACUGGGGCUACCUUCGUACCACCGCCGACGAGCUCCGGCAGACAGUUCUGCAGCAGAAGGACCAAAUACUGACCGACCAGAGGACCAUCAGAGAACUGACGGGGAAACUGUCCGAGUGUGAGAAGGGGCUGAACGGCCGCAGCAGCGCGCACAGACGCGGGAGCGCUGCGGGUCUGUGGGGGGGCAAAAGCGCGGCCGAGGAGUCGCACCUGGACCGAAUCAUGGUGCGGGACAGUCCAGAUUCGACGUCGGACAAUGCCCACUAUCUCACCGUCAGGGCUGUGGAUGAACUGGAGCAGGCUAUCACUCAGCUCAAAGAUCGCAUAGAGAAGCUGGAGUCCGACAUCGGGCCAUUUCCUCACAACCAGACGGACAGCAGUACCUCUGGAGCAUCGGAGGAAGUAAGGAUGACUGGUGGCCCAGAAAGGUUGGCUGAUCCUGGGCACAGAGCUGGUGCAGACAGACCCUGGAGGUUGGAGGAUGUGGAAGGGGAGCUGGAGAAGAAGAUGGAGCUGCUGGAGAAAGAGAGAAAAGCCCUGAGGCUGGAAACAGAGAAGCACAGGCAGGAAAUUGACCGGGGCAUCAAUAAGCUACACCACCGCAUCUCAGGACUGGAGGAAGGGAUCUCUGGUCAUUCUUUCCCUGAAGGCUACAGACUGUCCUUUCCAAAGAGGACAAACUACAUGUACGCUGUUGUAAACCAUCCCAUCCCGAAGCUCCACGCCUUCACCAUCUGUCUGUGGCUGCGGCCAGCGGAAAGAGGCAUCGGAACGCCCCUGUCCUACGCCGUUCCCGAGCAACCAAAUGAAGUGGUGCUGCUGCAAGGCCUGCAUUCUGCUGCAGAGCUGCUGGUCAAUGACAAGGUGGCGCAGCUGCCUCUGAACCUCUCUCGAGGCAGCUGGCAGCACAUCUGUGUGAGCUGGAGCCAGAAGGGAGGGGCCUGGCAGGCCUUCCAGGGGGGGAAGCUGAGGGGAGAGGGCCAUUCACUGGCAGCAGGGCAUCACAUCAGACCUGGAGGAGUGCUUGUACUCGGGCAGGAGCAGGAUUCCCCCGGUGGAGGUUUUGACUCAUCCCAGGCCUUGGUUGGAGAGCUGUCCCAGGUGGGCGUUUGGGACCGGGUCCUGUCCCCCAGCCAGGUGGCCAGCUUGGCCCGCUGUGGCAAAGUGACCCAAGGCAGUGUGGCCCCUUGGACUGAGAGCCAGAUCCAAGUUUACGGCGGAGCCACAAAGGACCCGGGAGAGCCUUGUAGUAAACACAGCCGGAGCGCGCAGUGACCGAUCAACAGCGGCUUUGGAGGAGAGGGGAAGGUGAAGAAGAAUGGGGGGGGCAUGAGUAGCCCUUUAAGAAACUAGGAUUCCAUCUGCCCAGUAGUUGUAGCUUAAUGGUACGACAUUUUUUAACCUACUCUGUGUGGCUUGGACUGACAAACAAAAUAUGGCUUUAAAAUUUUAUUUUUAUCAGGAGCAGUGGCUUUUCAGUUACUUCUAGCAGCCAUAGAUUCACCAAAGAGGUGCAGAACCAUAUCAGAUGGUUGUUCUUC